Molecule: messenger RNA, 3976 nt
Organism: Cyprinodon tularosa
Lineage: Eukaryota; Metazoa; Chordata; Actinopteri; Cyprinodontiformes; Cyprinodontidae
Gene: ttyh3a
Product: tweety family member 3a
Exons: 15
Coding region: 694-2277 (527 amino acids)
Cellular component (GO): plasma membrane
Molecular function (GO): volume-sensitive chloride channel activity; intracellularly calcium-gated chloride channel activity
Source: RefSeq, a predicted model, not a curated record
GGGGUUGGGCUGAACUGCCAGCUGAGGGACUGUCGUGAACAGUCGCAGUGUUGGCUCAAGUCGUCUGCGCUCAGUAUUAGCUGGACUGAGAAGUGAGUCUGAGAGAUUUCUGCCUUGGAAUAAGUCUGCGAAAGAAUCACAAAAGAGACUGAGGAAGCAACAAAUCUGGAUGAAAACACGCGCAGACCAGAACGCCAAAUGGAACAAAAAAGGACUUCUUCUCUUCCGCGUAUCAGUGUAUUCAACUAACUAGCAGCUAAAAGCUAACUAACCUCUAUAGCUCUCUUAAAGAGCUUUAAAUAGCCCUUUGUUUUUGUUUUAAAAAGCACGAUUAAAUGGACCUCGGGCUUUUGGAGUUUACUUCUAACGUUACCACAGGAUGCGUCUUAAGAGUUCAUUGCUAAUAACAGCUAAAUAGGUAGUUUAGAGUGGUUAUUAGUUGGCUAGUUACUAGUUAAAGUUAGCUCUUCGUGUCGGUGCUUGUUCAGCUGUCUCUCGAAUGAAGUGAUUUUUUUUAAGCAGCUAAAACAAAGCAAGCUUUAGUUGUAACACUUUUAUGGCAUACCUCUAACGUUUUUGCUCUUCAUGAUGGACUCUGUCUGAAUGAAGUGGAUUCGUUUUAUUGUUUACAGCUGAAAACAUCUUUUUUUUUUUUUAAAUACUUUUGAUUGAAUCUCCUGACUUUUCGUCGCCAUGGCAGCUGUAGUCAGCUACUCUCCACCUUGGUGGGUAAACGUGCUGCACAGACUUCCCCACUUCAACCUAAAGUUUCAGCAAACAAGCAGUGAUUUCCAACCAGAAGACUGGACAUAUCAGCAGUCCAUCUUGUUGGUGGGGGGUGUGGCGCUUGCCUGUCUGGCUCUGGACCUCAUUUUUCUGCUCAUCUACUCCAUUUGCCUCUGCUGCCGGCGGAGUAAAAACGCAGAUCAGCCCAACGCCGACUGCUGCUGCACAGCCUGGUGCGUCAUCAUUGCCACCCUUGUGUGCAGUGCUGGCAUAGCUGUCGGUUUCUAUGGGAAUGGUGAGACUUGUGAUGGAGUGAACCGGCUGACGUAUUCCCUCCGCCACGCCAAUCGCACAAUCACUGGAGUUCAAAAGCUGGUGUAUGAUAGUACAUCGUCGUUGAACCAGACGGUGGACAACAGUCUGCAGCAGCUUGAGAUCCAGUAUGCUCAGCAUGCAGACUACCUCUCUAUCAUCCAAAAGCUGCAGGGCCAGCUGGAUGAGCUGGUUAGACAGAUGGUCGAGAUUCCUUUCUGGGACAACAACCUCAUUUCCCUGGACGAUUUGUCCAUCACCAUUGAGCUUUAUGACUGGUACAGGUGGCUGGGCUACAUCACACUGCUGCUCUUCGACAUCCUGAUCUGCCUUCUUGUCCUGUUUGGCCUCAUUCGCAACUCAAAGGGAAUUCUUAUCGCGGUGUGCUUGUUCGGCGUAGUGGCUCUUAUAAUCAGCUGGGUCUCCCUGGGGCUGGAAUUAGCUGUCUCUGCAAGUUCAAGUGACUUCUGCUUUGCUCCUGAUACAUAUGUUACCACAGUGGUGGAUCAGUAUGGGGUCAUCGAUAAAGACAUCCUCCAGUACUACCUUAGUUGCGGUUCGGAGCAAACCAACCCCUUCCAGCAGAGGCUUUCUGGAAGCCAUAAAGCAUUAGUAGAGAUGCAAGACGAUGUGUCAGAGCUGCUUCGCUCUGCCACCAGAGAAUACAAACAGACAAAGGAAAGUCUGGAGGAGAUUCAGGGGAUUCUAAACACCACAGAGAUCAGCCUUCAUCAGCUCACUGCACUGGUGGACUGCCGCAGCCUGCACAUGGAUUACGUUCAGGGCAUGACUGGACUGUGCUAUGAUGGUCUGGAAGGCCUCAUCUACCUCCUGUUCUUCUCCUUUGUGACGGCCCUCCUGUUCACCUCCAUCGUCUGCAGCGUGCCUCACACCUGGAGAGGGAAACGGAACGACGACGACAGUGAAGAUGAGUCUCUGAGCCCCGGUGGGAGGCAGAACCCCGACGGCCUGUACCGGGUCCACAUGCCCAGCCUGUACAGCUGUGGCAGCAGCUAUGGGAGCGAGACGUCCAUUCCUGCCACGGCCCACACUGUCAGCAACGCGCCCGUCACAGAAUACAUGGCUCAGAACGCCAACUUCCAGAAUUCUCGCUGUGAAAACACGCCUCUGAUUGGACGCGAGUCUCCUCCUCCUUCUUUGUAUUUGACUGCCGCGGACAGUAACAGCGGUCACUGCUGGCAGUUAAAGCCCUCGGAGAGUUCAAGAUCAUUUUGGUAACUUCAUCUGCAUUACUAACAGUACACCUCCAGCAUGCGAGCCAAGUACCUGGCCAACAGUCGACCCGAUCCCAACAACCCUCCAGCACGUUGAACCCCUCCAGUCUCCACCGAACAUCUCUGAAGCUUCUCCUCCAUCCAGUCUCUCCUCAUCUGAUCCCCUUUCUUCUUUAUUUCAACCAAAUGUUUUUCCCAUCUCAGCUGAAGCGGAACCAGAGGACAUGAAUCAGAAGCACAGACACUACUAAUCCAACUUCCACACUCCUUUGUUUAGCUUUGCGUGGAUCGCUAAAGGCGCUGGGACUGAUGCAAUGGACGGUUUGAACUAAUGAGGACAUAGUUGACAUUGAACAUGGUCUCUUAAGUACUGUAACAUUAUCUUGUCUUUACUCUGGAGGAAAUGCCGGCAUCUGUAGAUAAGAUCUUUCACUCAUUCAGCUUCGAUUCACCUGCUUCAAUAGUGAGGUUAGCUUGUUAGGACUCAGCUCUUUUCUGGUUUGACUCGUACUGUACCUGUGGGAUUUCCACCGCACACUAACACACUUGGCUUAUAUAAUGGCACUCUGUCUUAAAUCUGUUGUCUGGGACCAGUUUUUCUGUGGUGUUGCAUGUUUAACCAGUUUUUUUUUCCACUUAUUUUUUUAAACUUAUUUUAUUUAGCCUUUUUCUUAAAUAUUGCAAUGAGCCCAACUUCCACAGCAGUUUUUGUUCACCUGUGAAUUCUAGACCUGGCAAAUGGUUUAAUUUGGUUGAAUAAAAUUAACACGUUGAAAGUUUACUUUUUCUAGGCAAGUAACUGUGAAAAAGACGAGUGCGCGGACGCUUUAAAGUUUUGAGUUCCCUGUGUCUUCUGAACUACUUGUAAUGUGGUUCUUUAUUAAAAGAACUCCAGAUGUUUCACUCUUAAAAAAGCAGUGGAGAUCACCCCAGUGGGAGUUUUAAGUUGAAUAAAAAAUGUCUUUUUCUUAAGAAAUGUCUGGAGAAAUUGAAUGCAUUUGCAAUGCAGUGCCUCAAAUGUGUUUUAGCAUUUAAAUAGAGCUAAGAGAAGGUGGUGGCUGCUGUGAAAUGAUUGGUUUAACUUCUACUUACUGUAUUUAAAAAACAAACAAAACACUCUUUUAGGAAAAUCCUCCAUUACAGCAUGGUGAGCGUUUUGCCAUGGAUGAGAUGUUUGUGCUGCUUCUGCUUGCUUCUGAAUAUGUGAUCAGUGUAAGAAGUGAUGGUGAGACUGUGCCAACAAGUUAAGCACAAACCUUUUACACAUCUUAAAAUCCACCGACAGCUCCUGGGUGGCUAAGAAACAAGAAAAUGAGCCACUUUAUUAUUUUUUUCUUCUUUUUUUAAAACAAUUUAUGCUUCGUUUGAUAAUUCACUGAUGCAGUCUGGACUUUCUGAUCUUUUUUUGUAGUUGUAGUUUUGACCUUUUGUAAUGUACAGAUAAAGAACAUUUAAAACUUUGAAAUUUUUUUGAAUCUUUCCUUUAAAAAAAAUUGUCUGAAAAGUUAAGGCAUUUAUUGUGUCUUUUAGGUGAAAACAUAACUUUCUGUAAAUAUUACUAGACUGUCCCUCUUUCUUUUAUGUACUACAAUCACUGUAGAUCUGUUUUUUUAUACAUAAUUUUGUAACGUGUACAUGUAAAAGCUGUGGCCAUGUUGAAGCUUGAAUGCUGUGUUUUGAAAUUAAAGGAACUUUGAAUUGCA